AUGAGGAGUUCAUCUGAAAGCAUGAGUCGCUCAAUGAGCUUGAGUCGAACUGUGUCCUCAGAUAGAAGUAUGAGCAUAGAAGAUGAAGGAGGUAAAGCCAGAGAUAGAAGGUCUCAAGCGAAAAGUAAAUUCGACUCCUUGAGUAGAGACAGUUACAGAACUAAUCACAGAGAUAAAGACUUGUCAAGGGGUCGCAAAAGAAGCUCAAGCAGAAGUAGCAGCGUAAGCAGAAGCACGAGCUUCUCAAGCGUUUCGUACGACAGAUACAAAAACUAUAAAAAUUUCAGGAAGAACAAGUACAGCACAUCCACAAGUAGGUCCAGAAGCUACAGCAGAGGAAGAAAGUACAAUAAAAGCCACUCGUACUCAAGAUCGUACAGAUCAAGAAGCUCAAGCAUCAGUAGCGAAUCAGUAUCCUCAUCCUCAUCGAGGUCAACAAGACCGAGAAGAGUGAGAAGAAGAGAGGAGAUACGCAGAGGACCUGCCAGAAGAGUAGGAAGAGAUUACCGUAACGCAAGGGAAAGACCACGCACAAAAGUGGCAAAUAGAAGAGAUUUGGGAAGGAAAUCGCUGAGAGAUACACAAAGGCAAGAUGAAAAACAUAAAUCAGACGAACCCAGAUUGAACGGAAGGUCGAGAGUAAAUGAAAAGAUAAACGGCCACGCAAGAGGAGCAAACAGAGAAAGUAAAAGGGACCGCAAAGUGAACAGAAGGCACAACACGCCCUUUCUGUUGAAAGUAAUGGCACCGCCCACAGACAGCGCAGACGAAGUAGUAACUUCGGAGGAGUUGCACGUGUACGUGUGGAUGGACUCAACACUGAGAGACCUCGUGAACCUGAUUAAAGACAUAUCGCCGCCGACGAGGAAGCAUACGAGCACCUGGUGUUUCACGACAAAUAAAGGUAAGUGGCCGGCGAAAGUUACAACGGAAGCCGACACACCUGAAAUAACAUAG
Messenger RNA from Theileria orientalis strain Shintoku, 957 nucleotides. Its product is annotated as histone deacetylase complex subunit Sap18-like protein. The record is from RefSeq and is a predicted model, not a curated record. NCBI's taxonomy places the organism in Eukaryota, Apicomplexa, Aconoidasida, Piroplasmida, Theileriidae. The transcript has 2 exons. Bases 1 to 957 code for a protein of 318 amino acids.